Aplysia californica (California sea hare) is the source of this 2430-nucleotide messenger RNA. RefSeq names its product protein FAM184A. The record is from RefSeq and is a predicted model, not a curated record. Bases 262 to 2148 code for a protein of 628 amino acids. The transcript is spliced from 7 exons. NCBI's taxonomy places the organism in Eukaryota, Metazoa, Mollusca, Gastropoda, Aplysiida, Aplysiidae.
AAGAAAGAUGGCGGAAUAUGGAGGACGUUCUGUCAAUUCGCCAAUACAAAUUUUAUAAUCUUCACAUAACUUCCCAUAUUCGGAGAUGGCCUAAAAUAAAUACUUUUUAGUAAACAUUUGAUGUAGAUGUAAACAAAAAGCUUUAGUUUUGGUUGCAACACGCUGUGAUAGAAGAGUUAUUUACAUUUGUUUUUGCUGUGGUCUAAUUUGUUUUUGGUUUGCACAGUAGUACAGUAGCGUAAAAUUGUGUUGAAGUUGAACAUGGCGUCAGGAGCAAAGAUGUCAUACAACCAUUUUCAAAGUGGAAAAUUUGGAGGUUUACCCCAAGCGUCUCAAAAAGAUGCUGAAGUGACACAAGACAUGCAUUUGAAGAUGUCAAAAAAGAUAGCUCAGCUGACAAAGGUGAUUUAUGCGCUGAACACAAAAAAUGAUGAAAAUGAAACAGUUCUUCAAGCUUUGCGGGAACAACAUGAAGAGGAAAUCCAGCAGAUCCUCGCUGAUACAAAACAGAAGGUGGCUGUUUACAAAGAUCGUUUGGAUGAAGAGUCAGAUCACCAGGCCACAAUUGAAGCUUUGCAAACUCGCAUUGCAGAACAUCAGUCACAACAGGCUGCGAUUGAGGAGCAAUUUUCCCAGUAUAAAAUUAACAUUAGAGAAAAACAAGAAAAAGAGAGGGAAGACUAUGCUGCUAAACUUUUUGAUAUGUCGCAUGAGGUGUUAAAGGCAAAAAAGGACUUUGAAGAUCACAUAGAUAAAUUCAACUCAUGGAAAGAAAGAAUAAAUGCUCAGCAUUCAACUGCUGUUGCAGAACUUGGAAGCAAGCACCAAAGGGAAAUGGAAGAUCUGCGUUCCUUUCAGAGAAAUCAAGAUGACACAUGGUUAAAUCAAUGUGCUCAAAUUGAAGAAAAAUUCAAAGACCAGAUUGAAAGCUUGAAAUCUCAGAUUGAAGCUAUGGAAGCAGAGAAAGUAAGUCUUAAUGAAGAGUACACUGCUAAAUUGGAGAAAGCAAAAGCUUUUUACGAAAAAGAGCUGGAGGCCUUGAGACUUAACCAAACACAGGAACACAGUGUUGAAGUGGAAGGGUUGAAGAAGGAAAUUGACAGACUGAAGGGUGAUUUUGGCGCAAAUGAUAAGGAGCUGAGAGUACAAAUUGACAGACUGGUUCGGCAGCUGGCUGAUACUGAAGAUAGUCUGGAGGCUUCUAGAAAAGAACAACAGAUCCUCCAAGCUGAACUAGCAGGGAGAAAUUCCAGUUCUAGUGAACUUGCUAAACAGUUGGAAGACUUGAGGGAACAGCUUGCAUCUCAGUCGUCUAAACUGCACAGCACAGAAACUGAGCUGGCAGGAUCCAAGCAACAUGUUGCAGAUCUGGCUGAUGAAUUGAGUAAAAAAUCGACCCUGCUCGGUGAACUGGAAGCUCACAACAUGCAGAAGGAGAGCAUCAUUUCAUCUCUUCGGGAUGAACUGGAGAAGCUGAGGCAGCAGCUGACACGUGUUGAUGCGGAGAGAACAUCCCUUCUCUCACAACAACAGAGCUCUUCCUCAGAACAGAAGUCACAGUUGCAGAGCCUGAGACAGGCCCUUGAGGACAUGACUGUUGAGAAAGAAACACAGAAGCAAAGGUUUGAGAAACAAAUAAAAAGUUUGCAAGAUGAACUUGAGAAGACAGAAAAGUCUUUGAAGGAGGAAAUGGCUCUGAAGCUCAGUGAAAUGGAAAAGAGCCAUGUUGAAGCAAGAGAGAGUGAUCGGAAGUGUGCAGCAGAAGUUCUAACGGCAACUAAGCAGGAACUGAAAGAAAAUCAUGAAAAGGAAAUGAGUCAGGCAAAGUCUGACUAUGAAGCCUUGCAGCAAGAAUUUGAACAAGUGAAAGCUGACUUGAAAUCCAGACUUGCUGCUGCUGAAGAAGAGCUGAGAAGAAUGGAACAAAUGAUUAAGCAGAGCGAGGAAGGGUUAGGGUCAGCAUCAGGUCAGCUGAAGAGCAUGAAAGAAGCAGCUGAACAUUUGCGAACAGAAUUAGAGAAGACGCGAUCAGAACUCAAGUUUUCCAAGACAACAGCAGCUAGCUUACAGGUAGGGUUGGUUUCUUUUGUUUGGUUUCAUCAUCUUUAUCACUGCCUUUCUCACCCUGCCUCAGGGUAUAGGUCUUGAACAAACACUUUUCUCCUCUCCCUAUCCUGGGCUAGCCUCUUGAUCUUUUUCCAUGUCUUUCCGCUCUUGUGUAAAUUAUUCUCAGUGAAUCUUCUCCAGGUUCCAUGUGGCUUUCCCCUUGAUCUCUUACUUUGUAAAAUUCAGUUUGUUCAGUUUUCGUGUUUAGAAUUGAGAUGGACGUGGUUAAUGUAGGGGAAACCUUCAUAAAAAACAAUAAGUCAUACACGGCAGUCUGGAAAGACUACAGCUUUAUGGGUUUAACAGAACAAAAGAAAAAAAAAA